Odocoileus virginianus texanus is the source of this 10549-nucleotide messenger RNA. RefSeq names its product assembly factor for spindle microtubules (gene ASPM). Lineage: Eukaryota; Metazoa; Chordata; Mammalia; Artiodactyla; Cervidae. Gene Ontology annotation, cellular component: spindle pole. Gene Ontology annotation, molecular function: calmodulin binding. The record is from RefSeq and is a predicted model, not a curated record. Gene Ontology annotation, biological process: spindle organization; establishment of meiotic spindle localization; mitotic cell cycle.
AUGGCGACCUGGCAGCGGGGGCGCGGCUGCUGGGAGUGGAGCCCGCCGGAGCCGAGGCCGCGGGCGGGGCCGAGGGGUCCCCGCGCUGAGGAGGAGGCGGUGUCCCCUGCCGUCCUGUCCCUCAGCCACUUCUGCAGGUCGCCCUUCCUCUGCUUCGGGGACGUGCGCCUGGGAGACUCGCGCACGCUGCCCCUGACCCUGGACAACCCCAACGAGGAGGCGGCCGCCGUGCGGCUGUCCCGCGGCCCCGCCGCCGAACGCGGCUUCACUAUCCGGCCGAGCGCCUUCGUGCUGCAGCCUAAAGAAAAAAUUGUUGUUUCUAUUACCUGGACACCAUUAAAAGGAGGCCGAGUAAGAGAGACCGUGACAUUUCUUGUAAAUGAUAUUCUGAAACACCAAGCUAUAUUACUAGGAAAUGCAGAAGAGCCGAAAAAGAAAAAGAGGACUCUUUGGGAUACUAUUAAUAAGAACAAAGUAUCAGCCUCUUCAAGUCAUAACAAGAAGGUUUCAAAUAUUCAAAAUGUGAAUAAAACAUUUAAUGUUUCCCCCAAAGCUGACAGAGUUAGGAGCCCACUACAAGCCUGUGAGAAUCUGGCAACAAAUGGAAACUCUUCCCCACCAGAAAGCAAUCCUUUAAUCCUUGAAGAAAAUAAACUCCCCAUAUCACCUAUCAGCCCCGCUUUCCAAGAGUGCCACAGGGAGACCUGCUUGCCACUUCCUAUUCGUCGAUCUACGACCUACACAUCCCUUCCUGCUUCUGAAAAUGGGGAACUGGUGAAAGCAGAUGGUGCCAACACUGCAAAAGAUUUUCAUUUUAAUGAGAAAGGCAUAACUGAAACUUCCUUUGACUCCAUAGGUAAUGUUAAUAGUCAAAUUGAAGAGAACGGUAAACUUACUCUUACCCCAAAUUAUUCUUCAAGUCUGAACAUCACGCAAAGCCAAGGACAUUUUUUAAGUCCAGAUUCUUUUGUGAAUAAUAGCCAUGCAUCCAAUAAUGAACCAGAAUUCGUGAUGUGUCUCUCACCAGAUACGUUUGUGAAAGGUAAUACAAGGCCUGUGCUUUUGGAAUCAAAAAGGGUACAUGAAAUCUGUCGGAAAAUUUUAAGUCCAGAUUCUUUCAUAAAUGAUAAUUAUGGACUAAAUGAGGAUCUAGAAACAGAGUCAGUCAACCCAAUUCUAUCCCCAAAUCAAUUUUUAAAAGAUAAUAUGGCGUAUAUACAUAGAUUUCAGCAAACAUGUAAAUUGUCGCCAUUAUCUACUGGAUGUUUUCAGGACUCACAGCCUCCUCAAGAUGAGAGAAAAAACGCAGCUGUACCUUGUGUUUCUGAAUGUCAGCAGUUAGAAUCUUCAAAAGCUACUUUUGAAGCAUCCGAAGCUUUAGAAAUGAUGUCAAACUGUUACACUUUUAAAAAACAGAACCAGCCUAAAUUUUCAGCAGUUCAGGAUAUUUCUAGUCGCAACCAUGAUAAACCUAUUAAGAGACGCCCAAUACUUUCUGCCACUGUGACUAAAAGAAAGACCACUUGGGCCGUAGAAAACCAAAUGGAGACUGUUAAACCAAAGGCAAAAAGAUGUCUCAAUGUCGUAGUGGGUGACUGUGAAAAAGAAACAGAUGAUCAAAAACAGAAAGAUGAUUUUCAUCCUUUUCUUCCAGCUAGAGAUUUAAUAUCAAGUAGACCUAAGAGCUCUAAAAAGACAGUAACUCCUCCCUGCAAGGUAGCUUCAGUUGCUCGUAAAAGAAAGAGUGAGGGACACAAAGGAGAUGAAAAUAUGACAGUAACAGUUACAGAAUGCACAGAAGUACAAGAAGUCAAAAGGAUCCAUUUUUCUCCUGUGGAGUCUAAAACAUCAACUGUUAAACACACAAAAAAAGUGGUAACCACCUCCUUGAAACGUGUUAGCCACAGAGAGAAAUUAAACCUGAAGAAGAAAACUGAUUCAUUAGGAUACAGAACUCCUCCCUCUAAAACAAACAAAAGGACAAGACCCUUUGUUCCUGUGGCUCAGUCUCACUUGACCUUCAUAAAACCACUAAAAGCAGGUAUACCUAGACAUCCAAUGCCGUUUGCUGCAAAAAACAUGUUUUAUGAUGAACGCUGGAAGGAGAAGCAGGAGCAGGGCUUCACUUGGUGGCUAAAUUUUAUAUUAACUCCUGACGACUUCACUGUAAAAACAAAUAUUUCUGAAGUAAAUGCUUCCACUCUUCUUCUGGGAGCAGAGAGUCAACGUAAAAUAAGUGUCCCGAAAGCUCCUACGAAGGACGAGGUGUCUCUCAGAGCUUACACCGCUCGGUGUAGGUUGAACAGGUUACGUCGUGCUGCGUGCCGCUUAUUCACUUCUGAAAAAAUGGUUAAGGCUAUGAAAAAGCUUGAAAUUGAAAUUGAAGCUCGGCGGUUAAUUGUUCGGAAAGACAGGCACCUCUGGAAAGAUGUGGGAGAACGGCAGAAAGUCCUGAAUUGGCUAUUGUCAUAUAAUCCUUUGUGGCUACGAAUUGGCCUAGAGACCAUAUACGGAGAACUGGUGCCUCUGGAAGACAACAGUGACGUCACGGGGCUGGCGCUGUUCAUUCUGAACCGCCUGCUUUGGAAUCCUGACAUCGCAGCCGAGUACAGGCACCCGAGUGUCCCUCACCUGUACCGAGAUGGUCAUGAAGAAGCUCUGUCUAAGUUUACAUUGAAAAAGCUAUUAUUGUUGGUUUGUUUCCUUGAUUAUGCUAAAAUCUCUAGACUUAUUGAUCAUGAUCCUUGUCUCUUCUGUAAAGAUGCCGAGUUCAAGGCCAGUAAAGAAAUCCUUCUGGCUUUUUCACGAGAUUUCCUAGGUGGUGAAGGUGACCUUUCCCGUCACCUGAGCUUACUGGGAUUUCCUGUGACCCACGUCCAGAUGCCUUUCGAUGAAUUUGAUUUUGCUGUUAAGAAUCUUGCUGUAGACUUACAAUGUGGGGUGCGUCUCGUGCGAACUAUGGAACUUCUCACGCAAAACUGGAAUCUUUCAAAGAAACUCAGAAUUCCUGCAAUAAGUCGUCUUCAAAAGAUGCACAAUGUUGACAUCGUUCUUGAAAUUCUUAAAUCACGAGGAAUUCCGUUGAAUGAUGAGCAUGGAAAUGCAAUCCUGUCUAAGGAUAUUGUGGACAGACACAGAGAGAAAACCCUGGCGUUGCUUUGGAAGAUAGCAUUGGCUUUUCAGGUGGAUAUUUCCCUUAAUUUAGAUCAGUUAAAGGAAGAAAUUGACUUUUUAAAGAACACACAGAGUAUGAAGAAAACAAUGUCUGCACUGUCAUGCCGUCCUGAUGCUAUUAUCAGUAAGAAAAGAGACGAAAGGCAUAGCGGUCCCUUUGAACAAUACAGUGAAAGUGUAAAGCUGCUGAUGGAUUGGGUAAAUGCUGUCUGUGGCUUCUAUAAUAAAAAAGUGGAGAACUUCACAGUGUCUUUCUCGGAUGGCCGGGUGUUGUGUUACCUGAUCCACCACUACCAUCCUUGCUAUGUUCCUUUUGAUGCCAUAUGUCAGCGAACCACCCAGACCGUGGAGUGCACACACACUGGUUCCGUGGUGCUGAAUUCAUCAUCUGAAUCUGAUGGAAGUUUUCUGGAUUUGUCUCUUAAAUCACCUGAUCAGGAAAAUAGUUCAGAACUAUACAAAGAACUCCUAGAAAACGAAAAGAAAAAUUUUCAGUUGGUUAGGUCUGCAGCUAGAGACCUUGGUGGAAUACCUGCCAUGAUCCAUCACUCAGAUAUGUCAAACACAAUCCCUGAUGAGAAGGUGGUGAUUACCUAUUUGUCAUUUCUUUGUGCAAGGCUUUUGGAUCUUCGUAAAGAAACAAGAGCUGCUCGACUUAUACAAACAACUUGGAGACAAUAUAAGCUAAAAAAAGAUCUAAAACACCAUCAGGAGAGAGACAAAGCUGCAAGAAUUAUUCAAUCAGCUAUAAUCAAUUUCCUCACUAAACAACGAUUUAAAAAGAAGGUCAGGGCAGCAUUGGUCAUUCAGAAAUAUUGGCGAAGAGCCUUAGCAAAGAAAAAACUAUUAAUGUUGAAAAAGGCAAAACUAGAAAGAGUUCACAGUAAAUCAGCAUCUAUUAUUCAGAGACACUGGAGAAGAUACUCCACUAGAAAGCAGUUUCUGAAAUUGAAAUAUUAUUCAAUUAUCCUGCAAUCUAGGAUAAGGAUGAUCAUUGCUGUCGCUUCUUACAAACGAUACCAUCGGGCUACCGUGACAAUUCAGAGGCACUGGCGUGCUCAUGUGAGAAGCAAGCAGGAUCGACAGAGAUAUGAACUGCUAAAAUCAUCCACCCUUGUAAUCCAGUCCGCCUUUAGGAGAUGGAGGCAACGUAAGAGGCAAUCACAAAUAAAAGCUGCCAUAGCAUUGCAAAGAGCUUUCAGAGAAUGGCGUGUCCGGAAACGUGCUCAAGAAGAAAGAGCUGCCGUGGUCAUACAAUCCUGGUAUAGGAUGCACAGAGAAUUACGGAAGUACUUUCACCUUAGAUCUUGUGUUGUCAUCAUUCAGGCAAGAUUUCGGUGCUUUCAAGCCCAAAAGUUAUAUACAAGGACCAGAAAGUCUAUCCUGACUCUGCAGAAGCACUACAGAGCGUACGUGAAAGGAAAGGUUGAGCGCACAGGCUAUUUGCAGAAACGGGCUGCAGCCAUCCGCCUGCAGGCCGCUUUCAGGGGAAGGAAAGCACGUAAGUUAUGCAGGCAGAUCAAGGCCGCUCGUGUCUUACAGUCGUACUGGAGAAUGAGACAGGACAGACUCCGAUUUCUAAACCUUAAGAAAAACAUCAUCAGGCUGCAGGCACACAUAAGGAGACAUCAACAAUUACAGACAUACCAGAAGAUAAAGAAAGCUGCCGUCGUAAUUCAGAUUCAUUUCCGAGCUUACAUCUCAGCCAAGGAAGUUCUGGCCUCUUACCAGAAGACACGUUCUGCUGUCAUCGUCCUGCAGUCUGCGUGCAGGAGAAUGCAGGCCAGGAAAAAGUUUCUUCACAUUCUCACAUGUGUUGUAAAGAUUCAAUCAUAUUACAGGGCUUAUGCUUCCAGAAGAAAGUUUCUGAGGCUCAAAAAGGCUACAGUAAAGUUACAAUCCAUUGUCAGGAUGAAGCAAGCCCGCAAACACUACUUACAUUUACGAGCAGUUGCACAACAGAGAGAACACCUGCGGGCCUCUUGCAUCAAACUGCAAGCUUUCCUCAGAGGGUACCUGGUUCGGAAGCAGGUGAGGCUGCAGAGAAAAGCCGCUGUUGCGCUGCAGUCUCACUUUAGGAUGAGAAGGACGCGGCUGGCCUACCUGAAGGUCUAUCACGCAGCCCUUGUCCUUCAGCGUUACUAUCGUGCGCACCGAGCACGGGCCCAGCAGAGGAAGCACUUCCUGCAAGUCAGAAGAGCCGUGACCUGCUUGCAGGCCGCUUACAGAGGGUAUAAGGCCCGCUGGCAGCUCCAACAGCAAUCUGCAGCUGCUCUGAAAAUUCAAGCUGCCUUUAGAGGCUACCGUCAGAGGACGAAAUACCAAUCCAUGCUUCAGUCUGUGCUCAGGAUUCAGAGAUGGUACAGGACACGCAAGAUCGUUUCUGCUGUAAGAAGCCAAUUCUUCAAAACAAGGACAGCUGCGAUUUCUCUCCAGUCCGCUUACCGUGGCUGGAAAGUUCGGAAGCAGAUCAGAAGGGAACAUGAAGCUGCAGUGAAGAUUCAGUCUGCUUUCAGAAAGGCCAGGGCCCAGAAGGAGUUCAGGGUGUUAAAAACGGCUGCAGCCGUGAUCCAGCAGCAUCUGAGAGCGCGCGCCGUGGGGCGGAGGCAGCGGACGGAGUACAGGGCGCUGCGCCGGGCGGCAGUGACGCUCCAGUCCGCCUGGAGGGGCCGAGCAGCCAGGAGGCGGAUUCAGAACCAACAGAGAUGUGCCAUCAUCAUACAGGCCUACUACCGGAGGCACGUGCAGCGGAAGAGGUGGGAAAUCAUGAAAAACGCGGCUCGCCUAAUUCAAAUGCAUUAUCGGGCUUAUCGUGCAGGAAGAAAACAGCAUCAUUUGUUUUUGAAAACCAAAGCAGCUGCAAUAAUCCUACAGUCAGCUUUCCGAGGUGUGAGAGUGAGGAAGAAAGUGAAGAAGAUGCACCAGGCAGCCACCACCAUACAGUCUAGAUACCGAGCAUACCAAGCCAAAAAGAAGUACGCCAGCUCCAGAGCAGCGGUCGUCAUCAUUCAGAGGUGGUACCGAGGGGCUAAGCUCGCAGGCCUUCAGCGUAAGGAAUAUCUUGCAGUAAAGAAGGCAGCAUUGAAAAUCCAGGCCGUCUAUAGAGGAGUCAGAGCAAGAAGACAGAUCCGGCGCAUGCACGCAGCAGCCACUCUCAUCAAAGCCGCCUUCAAAAUGCAGCAGUCACGGAGGAGGUAUCAGCAAAUGAGAACAGCAGCCGUUGUAAUUCAGGUAAGGUACAGAGCGUACCUCCAAGGUAGAGCUCAGCGUGCAAAGUACCUGAUGACUCUGAAAGCCGUAGCUGUCCUCCAGGCCGCUCUCAGAGGGGCAAGAGUUAGACAGAGCCUGAGAAGGAUGCAGACCGCGGCCACGCUCAUCCAGGCCCGCUACAGGGGGCGCCGACAGCAAGCCUAUUUUAAUAAGUUAAGGAAGGUGACGAAAAUGGUGCAGCAGAAGUACCGGGCAGGGAGAGAAAGGAAUGCACAACUGCGAAGGUACAACCAGCUGAGACUCUCCGUGAUCUGCAUUCAGGCUGCUUUCAGGGGCAUGAGAGCGCGAAGACGCUUAAAAGCCAUGCACUCCGCCGCAGCCGUAAUCCAGCGGAGGUUUAGGACUCUGGUGAGGAGAAGAAGAUUCCUGUCUCUCAGGAAGACUGCCGUGUGGGUUCAGAGAAAAUACCGUGCAAAGGUUUGCGCAAGGCAUCACUUACAACAGCUCCGAUUGCAGAAGGCGGCUAUCAAAAUCCAGUCCUGGUACAGGGGAUGGGUGGUGAGGAAGAAGAUAGAGGAGAUGCACAGGGCGGCCACGGUCCUCCAGGCCGCGUUCAGGAGGCACCGUGCGCGGGCGAAGUACCAGGCCUGGAGGCGCGCCUCACAGGUCAUCCAGCAGCGAUUCCGGGCAGGCCGGGCUGCGCGCCUGCAGAGAAGACAGUACCUCCAGCAAAGACGCUCUGCCCUGGUCCUCCAGGCUGCGUUCAGGGGUAUGAGAAUCAGAAGACGCUUGAAAAGGAUGCAUGCCUCCGCGACCCUGAUUCAGAGCAGGUUUAGGUCUAUAGUGAUGAGGAAAAGAUUCCUUUCCCUCAAGAAAGCUGCUGUUUUUGUUCAGAGGAAGUACCGAGCCACUGUCUGUGCCAAACAUCACUUGCACAGAUUCCUGGAGUUACAGAAGGCAGUCAUUACAAUCCAGGCGUCUUACCGAAGACGGAUGGUAAAGAAGAAGUUACAGGAGAUGCACAAGGCUGCAGCCCUCAUCCAGGCAACCUUCAGAAUGCACAGAGCACGCCUGACCUUUCAGACCUGGAAACAUGCCUCGGUUCUCAUUCAGCAGCAUUACCGGGCCUACAGAGCUGCAAAGCUGCAAAGAGCACGUUAUGUCAGAUGGAGGCUCUCUGCAGUGGCCAUUCAGGCUGCAUUUAAAGGGCUGAAAGCAAGACAGCUUUUAAGGGCAAAGCACAGAGCAGCUGUCAUAAUACAGAGCACGUACAGAAUGUACAGGCAGCGUUUUUUCUACCAAAAGCUUCAGUGGGCUACAAAAGUAAUACAAGAAAGAUAUAGAGCAAGGAAAAGGAAAGCUCUUCAACACGAUGCACUCAAAGCAGCAACCUGUGCCCAAACUGACUUUCAGGAUACGGCCAUAAGGAGACUGGUUCAGGAAAGGCAGCAUCAAGCUGCCAUUACUGUUCAGAAGCAUUUUAGAGCCUUUAAAACACGGAAGCACUAUCUCCACUUUAGGGCAAAGGUAAUUUUUGUUCAAAGAAGAUACAGAGCACUAAUGGCAGUGCGAACCCAGGCAGUCAUCUGUAUCCAGUCUUGUUACAGAGGCUUUAAGGCACGAAGGGGUAUCCAGCGCGUGCACCUGGCUGCCACACAAAUUCAGUCGUGCUACCGAAGGCACCAGGCCAGAGCUGAUUAUCAGGCCAAGAAAAGAGCAAUUGUUGUCAUACAGAAUCACUACAGGUCAUACGUCAGAGUGAAAAUGGAGAGGAAGGAAUUUUUAGCCAUUCAGAAAUCUGCACGAACUAUUCAGGCUGCUUUCAGAGGCAUGAAAGUUGGACAGAAAUUAAAAGCCAUGCCCGACAAAAAGAUGGCAGCCCCCACUACCCAGCCUGCAUUCUACUGUCACAGGACUGAGAGCCGGCAUGAAGCUGGCCAGAGUCCAGCACUUGUGGCUCAAGGGCUGUAUCAAGCUUCUCUGGUUGGCCCUUCACAGGAAACAGAGCAUCAUUCUCAAAGAAAGGCUGCAGUCACAAUUCAAAUAGCUUUCCGUAAAAUGGUCACAAGAAGACUGGAAAAACGGAAGCGUGCUGCCAUGAGAAUUCAGUCCUUCCUUCAGAUGGCCGUAUAUCGCAGAAGAUUCCUUCAGCAGAAAGGGGCGGCCCUCACGUUACAGCGGUGCUUCAGGACAUGGCAAAGCAAAAGACAGUUCUUACUGUACAGAGAAUCAGAAGUAGGUUUGCAGAAUCCCCACAGAGGCUUUCUGCCUGCAAAACAUCAAAGAGAACUGUACUUACAAAUAAGGAGCAGUGUAAUCAUUAUUCAAGCUAGAGUGAAAGGAUUUAUACAGAAACGGAAGUUUCAGAAACUUAAAGAUAGCACCAUAAAAAUCCAGACUGUGUGGAGGAGACACAAAGCCAGGAAAUAUUUACGAGAAGUGAAAGCUGCCUGCAAGAUUCAAGCCUGGUUCAGGUGCUGGAAAGCACGUAAGGAGUAUCUGGCUGUGUUAAGAGCUGUUAGAAUCAUUCAGCAUUGCUUCUGCACCCAACAGCAGAGAAGACGGUUUUUGAAUGGGAGAGCAUCAGCAGCCAUCAUUCAGAGAAGAUGGAGAGCUGCACUCUCUGGAAGAGCAACUCAUGAACAACCCUUAAUGAUGCAAAGAGAUCAAGCUGCUUGUUUGAUCCAAGCAAAUUUCAGAGGAUAUAAAGCAAGGCAGGUGUUUCUCCAGCAGAAGUCAGCUGCUUUGACCAUACAGAGAUACAUACGAGCCAGGAAGGCUGGGAAGCAUCAGAGGAUGAAAUAUGUCAAAAUAAAAAAAUCUAUAGUUGUCCUACAAGCACUGGUGCGUGGUUGGCUUGUAAGAAAAAGGAUCUCAGAGCAGAGAGCCAAAAUUCGGCUUCUUCACUUUGCAGCAGCUGCCUUUUAUCACCUGUCUGCUCUUAGAAUUCAAAGAGCCUACAGACGUCACAUGGUUCUGAAGAAGGCUAAUAAUAAACAGCUUAAUUCAGCCAUCUAUAUUCAGAGAUGGUUUCGAGCAAGAUCACAGCGUAAGAGGUUUCUUCAGGAAUACAGCAUCGUAAACAUUCAGCAUGAAGCUCAAGAAUGUGCGAGCCGGCGCAGCAUGGCUGCGUCUGUAAUACAGAAAGCUGUCCGCUGCUUCCUCCUCCGUAAAAAGCAGGAAAACGUUAACAAAAGAAUUGCUAAAAUUCAGGCACUAUGGAGAGGAUAUUCUUGGAGGAAGAAAAAUGAUAAUACAAAAACUAAAGCCAUUCGACAGAGACUUCAGUGUGUUAACAGGGAGAUUCGAGAAGAAAACAAGCUCUACCACAGAACAGCAGUGGCCCUGCACCAUCUCCUAACGUACAAGUACCUUUCCACCGUGCUUGAGGCCCUGAAGCACCUGGAGUCAGUUACUAGAUUGUCUUCAAUUUGCUGCGAGAAGAUGGCCCAGAGUGGAGCAAUCUCCAAAAUAUUUGUCUUGAUCCGAAGCUGUAACCGGAGCGUCCCGUGUAUGGAGGUCAUCACAUACGCUGUGCAGGUCUUGCUUAAUGUCGCCAAGUAUGAAAAGACGACUUUGGCGAUUUAUGAGGUUGAAAACUGUGUAGAUACCCUGCUGGAGCUUCUGCAGAUGUACCAGGAAAAGUCUGGUGACAAAGUUGCCGACAAGAGCAGAAGCAUUUUCACAAAAACCUGUUGUUUGUUGGCUGUUUUAUUAAAGAUGACAACUCGAGCUUCAGAUGUUCAAAGUAGGUCCAAAGUUAUCGACCGUAUUUAUAGUCUCUACAAACUUACAGCUCAUAAGCAUAAAGUGAAUACUGAAAGAGUCCUUUGUAAACAAAAGAAGAAUUCUUCUGUGAGCCUUUCCUUUUUUCCAGAAACACCUGUAAGAACCACAAUGGUUUCAAGACUCAAACCAGACUGGGUUUUGAGAAGAGAUAAUGUGGAAGAAAUCAUGACUCCUCUGAAAGCUAUUCAGAUGGUGAUGGACACGCUCAGCCUUCCUUAUUAGCAGAGGCAAGCGUCUCGGCGUGUACAGGAAGACGCAGGAAAGCUCAUCAUGCAGAUGGAAAGCGUUUUUAGGUUUCUUUGUACAAUUUUUAAAAAUCUGACUUUGUGUUAAAAAGAUAUAUGUAACAAAUAAACUUUAUAUAUUCUUUCUCUUA